Messenger RNA from Haemonchus placei, 915 nucleotides. Lineage: Eukaryota; Metazoa; Nematoda; Chromadorea; Rhabditida; Trichostrongylidae. The record is from the annotation of a GenBank genome assembly.
AUGGCCGGUUCAGAGAAGAAGGAUCCUCCGAACUUAGCUACGAUGGGUUCAGCACAAGCAGCUGCUUACGCAGCUAUUGGACUGUCAACAGUAUGCGUUCUUGUUACCGUAUUCUAUAUUCCGAUAUUUCUAUCGAAAGUACAAUCUAUCCAGGACCGACUAUCAAAGAAUAUGAAUGAGUUCAAUGUAAUGCAGACGGAGAUUUGGAGUGAUCUCCAGCAUGCAAAGAACGAAUCUCCAGUCCCUAAAGUCAAACGUCAAGCUGAUGCUGAAUGCGCGCGUUUGCUCAGAACAGCCGCAAAAAUAAGCUUUCUUAGGCAAGUCUCGCUAUUCUAUUCAUUAUUCACCCACUUAAGUCCUUUGGAAAGGGAGCUGAGCACCUUUAGCAUUAUUCUUCAAAAAAUUGAGCUGAUUUCACCUUAUUUACGUUACCUGGUUUGGAAUUUCUUAGGAGAGUGUGUUGUAAAUAAUGAACUAUUGCCUGAUAUCGAACUUGCAGUGUGCAACGCAGAAAACACCUGUCCCCCAGGAGAAAAAGGUCGCCCUGGUAUUGACGGUAUGGACGGUAUUCCUGGCGAGCCAGGUACGCCAGGAGAGCCCGGCCUCCCAGGAAUCGUACCUCAGGUGCAAGUAAGCGCCAGUGGUUGCCGUGUCUGUCCACCAGGACCAAAAGGACCAUUAGGAUAUCCUGGCCAGCCUGGACCGCAAGGAUUGCCUGGAGAGGAGGGACCACAAGGAGAUAGUGGACGUCCAGGAAGUGACGGAAUCGCUGGACCACCUGGACCAAUGGGUCCAUUGGGCGAGCCUGGAAAGGACGGUGAGCAGGGUCCUCCGGGAGCAGAAGGUACACGAGGUGAAAAAGGUCCCGUCGGGCCACCAGGACUCAAGGGAAUGGUCGGUCCUCGAGGUUAUCCU